Penicillium nucicola is the source of this 1302-nucleotide messenger RNA. RefSeq lists its product as uncharacterized. Gene Ontology annotation, molecular function: acetate kinase activity. NCBI's taxonomy places the organism in Eukaryota, Fungi, Ascomycota, Eurotiomycetes, Eurotiales, Aspergillaceae. The record is from RefSeq and is a predicted model, not a curated record. Gene Ontology annotation, biological process: acetate metabolic process; phosphorylation. The transcript has 5 exons. Bases 1 to 1302 code for a protein of 433 amino acids.
AUGACACGGUCAAUCCUCGCUGUCAACGCCGGGUCAUCCUCCGUCAAAAUCACCUUUUACACCUUCGAGAACCCGCCAAGAGCUAUCGCCGAUGCGGAGAUCUCUGGGAUCACCGCACCCCCACCAUCGUUCAAGUACCAGAAGGGAGCUGCAAAGCACAAGGAGGAGGUGAAAGAAAAACUGGCCACACCCCAGGAUGCAUUCAAUUAUCUCUUGAAACGCUGUUUUAGUGAUCCCGAGCUCUCCGAAGUCGCCAGCAUUGACGAUCUAGCUUAUAUCUGCCACCGCGUCGUCCACGGAGGAGAUUACCAUGAAGCAGUAGAGAUUAAUGAUGAGACAAUGCACCAUCUUGAAGCAUUGGAAGAUCUCGCACCGCUCCACAACUUUUCCGCGCUGGAGAUUAUCCGUCUCUGUAGGGACGAGCUGCCGAAAGUCGCGAGUAUUACCUUCUUUGACUCGGCAUUCCAUCAGACUAUCCCCGAACCCGUAUACACGUACCCGAUUGAUCAGAAAGUCGCCAAGGCGAAUGGGUUGCGCAAGUAUGGAUUCCACGGAAUCAGCUACGAGUUCAUUCUACGAUCUGUCGCACAGCAUCUGGGCAAGCCAGUAGAGAAGACGAGCAUCAUUGCCAUGCAUAUUGGCAGUGGAGCUUCAAUUUGUGCGAUCAAGGAUGGCAAGUCCAUUGAUACCUCCAUGGGGCUCACACCUCUGGCAGGACUGCCAGGUGCGACGCGCAGUGGAGAUAUCGAUCCCUCAUUGGUAUUCCACUACACCAGCGAAGCAGGCAAACUAAGCCCAGGGAGCACCAAGGAGAUGCACAUCAGUACCGCUGAAGAAAUCCUGAAUAAGAAAUCCGGCUGGAAAGCACUGACUGGAACUACGAACUUUGGGGAAAUCGCCGUCGCCAACCCGCCUACCAAAGCGCACAAGCUCGCAUUCGACAUCCUCGUCGAUCGCAUCCUAGGCUACAUUGGAAACUACUACGUGAAGCUAAAUGGGCAAGUGGACGCGGUGGUCUUCGCCGGAGGCAUUGGCGAGAAGAGCGCUCUGCUCCGCCAAACACUAGCAGAUAAGCUCGAAUGUCUGGGCGUGGCGGUCGACACCAAAGCCAAUGAUAAGGGGCCUGGCGAUGACGAGACGGUGAAGGACAUCACUGCCGGUGGAGGCAAGGGGCCCCGGGUUUUAGUUUGUCAGACCAAUGAGCAAGUAAGUUGUCUCACCAUCCAGAUGCUCGAUGACACAAUCAGUGUGAUGAGAAGUGCAACCCUUCUCCUCUUGCUUAUGCUCGAGUCCUUGAUCUGA